Molecule: messenger RNA, 1348 nt
Organism: Selaginella moellendorffii
Lineage: Eukaryota; Viridiplantae; Streptophyta; Lycopodiopsida; Selaginellales; Selaginellaceae
Product: calmodulin-binding receptor-like cytoplasmic kinase 2
Exons: 5
Coding region: 32-1264 (410 amino acids)
Biological process (GO): protein phosphorylation
Molecular function (GO): ATP binding; protein kinase activity
Source: RefSeq, a predicted model, not a curated record
AUUUAGCCGUUGACGCGGGUAUAUUCGAUGUAUGAGUGGAAUAUCGUUCGUAGCUAGGUUUUCGCGAUUUUGGGAUGGUGUCAUGACAAUGAUCUUGAGGAAGCUGUCGCGAUCCGUGACUUGCCUCAAGCCCGCCGUGCUGGAGGAUGGAGCACCGAUCAAGGCGCAGCGCCACUCGGAUAAUCGCGGUUUCAGCGACAGCUCCAAUUCUUUCUCCCACGGCGGCUUCUCGCGCCAGGCGCCGGAUCAGAGCAUUGCCUAUCGAUUCGACAUGGCGGAGCUGCUGAGAAUUACGGGAAAUUUCUCGGCCGAUCGGCUCGUCGGGCAGGGAGGGUUUGGGACGGUCUACAAGGGCCGCCUGCGCGACGGCACAGUCGUGGCAGUCAAGCGCGCAAAAAAGAACAAUCUCGAGUCGAGAAUCACGCAGGAGUUUAGGAGCGAGAUCCAAAUGCUGGGCAAUGUGGAGCAUUUGAAUCUCGUGAAGCUCCUGGGGUACUUGGAGCAGGAUCGCGAGAGGAUCAUCGUCGCGGAGUUCGUUCCAAAUGGAAAUCUUCGCCAGCACCUAGAUGGACAAAAUGGAAGUGUGCUCCACUUGGCCACCAGACUGGACAUCGCGAUCGAUGUAGCGCACGCAUUGACUUAUCUCCACCUCUACGCUGAUCGUCCCAUCAUCCACCGCGAUAUCAAGUCCACCAACAUCCUUCUCACGGACACCUUCCGCGCCAAGGUCAGCGACUUUGGGUUCUCGCGAACCGGUCCUGCGGACCUAGAGUCCACUCACGUCUCCACUCAAGUGAAAGGCACCGCCGGGUAUGUCGACCCCGAGUAUCUCCACACUUACCAGCUCACGGACAAGAGCGAUGUCUACUCGUUCGGUAUUCUCGUGUGCGAGAUCAUCACCGGACGAAGGCCCAUCGAGCUCAUGCGGCAUGGCGACGAGCGAGUGACCAUACGAUGGACGUAUAAGAAGUUCCGGGAAGGCAGGCUUCACGAGGCUCUGGAUCCGCGGAUGGAGAUCACGCCGGACACUUACGUGAUCAUCGAGCAGAUGAUGGAACUGGCGCUGCACUGUGUGGCACCCAAGCGAACGGACAGGCCCUCGAUGAAACGCGUUGCCGAGGCGCUGUGGAACAUUAGAAGAGAUCACAGGCCGGAGUUGCAGCGGCUAGCCGAGAGGGAGAUUUCGUCGAGCAGGGCUGUGAGCAGAAGUAACUCGAAACAAAGCGAUAGUCGUGCUUCCGCUGCUGCUCAUCCCUGGCUGUAAAUCACAAGAAAAAAAAAAUUGUAAAAAAAGUGAGAGAAACAAACAAAAAAAAAAACAAGUUUUGUUAGUUCGUAUCAACGAUAA